Molecule: messenger RNA, 1566 nt
Organism: Gastrolobium bilobum
Lineage: Eukaryota; Viridiplantae; Streptophyta; Magnoliopsida; Fabales; Fabaceae
Product: cytochrome P450 78A5-like
Exons: 2
Coding region: 1-1566 (521 amino acids)
Molecular function (GO): oxidoreductase activity, acting on paired donors, with incorporation or reduction of molecular oxygen; monooxygenase activity; heme binding
Source: RefSeq, a predicted model, not a curated record
AUGACACCAGAGUUUCACUAUCUGUUUUUCCCUGAACUGUUUCAGGCACCAUUUUUCAGUUUCCAAGCUGCUAUAUGCACUCUUUUGUUCACACUCGCCUUCCUAUUGUGGCUUUCACCUGGUGGGCUCGCUUGGGCCCUUAAGUUUCCGGCUCGGUCUGUUAUUCCUGGUCCUUCGGGCCGUCCCGUUUCUGGUUUGCUUAGUGUUUUUUCCGGUCUGACACCUCACCGUGCUCUGGCUAAGUUAGCACGGACCUACCAGGCUGAGUCGCUGAUGGCUUUUUCGGUUGGUUUGACUCGGUUUGUUAUUUCGAGCGAACCGGAGUCUGCUAAGGAUAUUUUGGGUAGUUCCGGUUUUGCUGAUAGGCCGGUGAAGGAAUCGGCUUAUGAGCUUCUGUUUCACAGAGCAAUGGGGUUCGCACCGUAUGGUGAGUACUGGAGGAACCUGAGGAGGAUUUCUGCUACUCACUUGUUCUGCCCAAGGAGAAUCUUGGGUUUCGAAGGGUUCAGGCGUGAGGUUGGGUUGAAAAUGGUGGAAGAGUUGAAAGGGUUGAUGGUUGAAAAGGGACGUGUUGAGGUUAAAAAGGUUCUUCAUUUUGGGUCGUUGAACAACGUGAUGAUGACUGUGUUUGGGAAGAGUUAUGAGUUUGGUGAUGGUGGUGAUGGGGUUGAGCUUGAAGGGUUGGUCAAGGAAGGGUAUGAGUUAUUGGGGGUGUUUAACUGGAGUGACCAUUUUCCUCUCCUUGGGUGGUUGGAUUUGCAGGGAGUGAGGAAAAGGUGCAGGUGUUUGGUCACCAAGGUUAAUGCUUUCGUUGGGAAGAUCAUCGAGGAUCAUAGAAUGAAAAAGGUGUCCGGUGAAUAUUUGAAGGGUGACAUGGGUGAUUUCGUUGAUGUGUUGCUUGAUUUGGAGAAAGAAGACAAGCUCGGUGAUUCUGACAUGAUUGCUGUUCUUUGGGAAAUGAUCUUCAGAGGAACUGACACGGUGGCUAUUUUGCUGGAAUGGAUUUUGGCAAGGAUGGUUCUUCAUCCUGAGAUACAAGCAAAAGCACAAGAGGAAAUAGAUGCUGUUGUUGGAAAGUUCGGGGUUGUUAAGGAUGCUGAUGUUCCCAAUCUGCGUUAUCUUCAGUGCAUUGUGAAGGAGGCUCUGAGGGUGCACCCACCUGGGCCACUUCUUUCAUGGGCUCGCUUAGCAAUACACGAUGUUGAGAUAGGUGACAAGCAUGUUCCCGCAGGUACAACAGCUAUGGUGAAUAUGUGGGCCAUAACCCACAACGAGAAGUUGUGGGCAGAACCAGAGGAGUUCAAGCCAGAGCGUUUUAUGGAAGAGGAUGUUAGUAUAAUGGGAUCUGAUUUGAGAUUGGCUCCAUUUGGGUCUGGGAGAAGGGUUUGUCCUGGUAAGGCUAUGGGUUUAGCCUCUGUUCAUCUCUGGCUUGCUCAAUUGCUUCAAAGCUUUAAAUGGGUGCCUGACGAAGAUGGCUCUGUGGACUUGUCUGAGCGCCUUAAACUCUCCAUGGAGAUGAAAACCCCACUGGUUUGCAAGGUUGUCUCUAGGGUUGUGGCUGCUUGA